CCCUAAACCCUAAACCGCAUUGAAUCGAAAUAUUCUCCGUGUGAAUCGGCGUUCUUCCUCCAAUGGCUUCACCCACUCUCAAGCGAUGGCUCAGGCCUGAGGUUUAUCCUUUGUUCGCGGCCGUCAGAGUGGCUGUUGGGAUUUGCGGAAUGCAAUUGGUCCGAAAUAUUUGUACCAAUCCUGAAGUCAGGGUGACCAAGGAAAACAGGGCUGCUGGUGUCUUGGAUAACUUUGCCGAAGGGGAAAAGUAUGCUGAGCAUGCUCUUCGGAAGUUCGUCCGGAACAAGUCUCCUGAAAUCAUGCCUACCAUCAACGGCUUCUUCACUGAUCCUAAAUACUGAUUUGGUGAAAAUUAUGAUAUUUUUACAUAUGAUUGAACUUAAUCCUAUAUGUGAUUGGAUACAACAUCAAAUUCGAAAAAUUGCAACUGACUGGAAAUUCAAUAUGAUGUCUUCAUCAUUCAACAA
Messenger RNA from Olea europaea var. sylvestris, 467 nucleotides. RefSeq lists its product as uncharacterized. NCBI's taxonomy places the organism in Eukaryota, Viridiplantae, Streptophyta, Magnoliopsida, Lamiales, Oleaceae. The record is from RefSeq and is a predicted model, not a curated record. The transcript has a single exon. The coding region runs from base 63 to 341 and encodes 92 amino acids.